AUGUCUUCCUCAACACCCGAGCUCCCUGCCAACGUGCACGUCUCCCAGCACCCCUGUCUCCGGGCGAAGCUGUCCCAAUUGCGGUCCCAGUCGACGCCGGCGAAAGAGGUGAAGACGCUGGUGCAUGAUAUUGCGUUGAUGGUAGCAUACGAGGCCCUCGGCGCCUCCACAAAAGCGACAGAUGGAUCAAAGGAUUCUACCCCGCUAGGAUUCGACUUCACAUCAACCACAAUCUCCCCCUCCAGCCUCUGCCUCGUCCCCAUUCUGCGAUCAGGCCUCGGCAUGGUAGAAGGCAACUACCCCUCCAACACCAGACAUCUAUUGUUCAACCUGAAGCUCAGAACUAACACAUCAACAACAGCCGUCCAAACCAUCCUCCCCACGCCCGUAGCAGUCCAUCACCUAGGCCUCUACCGCGAACCCUCGACCCUCGAGCCCGUAGAAUACUACAACAAUCUCCCCAACCACGUUUCCCCCGACGGCUCCAACGCCGGCGCCUCCGAGCUCGCCAUCGUCCUUGACCCUGUCAUCGCCACCGGCGGCACCUGCGCCGCCGCCAUCCAGACCCUCCGUGAGUGGGGCGUCAAGCGCAUCGUGGUCCUCUCCGUCAUUGGCGCCGCCGAGGGCGUCAAGCGCGCCGCGAGCGAGUGGGCCGACGCGACGGACAUUUACAUUGCUGGCGUGGACGCCGAGUUGACGGACAAGGGCAUGCUAAAGCCCGGUGUAGGUGAUGUUGGUGAUCGGUUGUUCCUUACUAUUGGAAAAUAA
Colletotrichum lupini is the source of this 768-nucleotide messenger RNA. Its product is annotated as uracil phosphoribosyltransferase. The transcript is spliced from 2 exons. Bases 1 to 768 code for a protein of 255 amino acids. NCBI's taxonomy places the organism in Eukaryota, Fungi, Ascomycota, Sordariomycetes, Glomerellales, Glomerellaceae. The record is from RefSeq and is a predicted model, not a curated record.